Molecule: messenger RNA, 2298 nt
Organism: Exophiala aquamarina CBS 119918
Lineage: Eukaryota; Fungi; Ascomycota; Eurotiomycetes; Chaetothyriales; Herpotrichiellaceae
Exons: 2
Coding region: 1-2298 (765 amino acids)
Molecular function (GO): protein binding
Source: RefSeq, a predicted model, not a curated record
AUGGCUCCAGGUUCCAUGAUGGACACUUCAAGCAGUUCUGCAAUCGUGAAGAAACGACACGCCAAGAAUCGCCACUCUCCAGAAGAAUGGAACCAGCAUAAGGCGCUCAUUGAGAAACUGUACAUGAGCGAAGAUAGGACUGUGGAAGACACCAUUCAAGUCUUGAAGGAUCAAGAGGGUUUCGUGACUGGCGAGAGAAAAUUCAAAAUGCAGCUUAAAGAGUGGGGUUUCGAGAAGAACAUUCGAUCAUCUAUCAUGCAACUCAUGCUCGCAAAGGCAACGAAGCGUAAAUUUGAUGAAGACAAAGACACCAGGUUCAGAUACAAGGGCCGAGACAUAUUGCCGGACAGACUUGACCACUAUGCGAAGAGAAGCCACGUCAAAGAUGGCAAAAGAGUCUCUCCCACUGCUUCAACUCCUUCUCUUCUCAGCUACUGUACCAUGAGGAGUAACAGGUCCUCUUUCUCUGCUUCACUGGUUCGGGCGGUCAACUUGAAUACAUCGAACGCUAGCAUUGCAUCCACCGUUUCGUCGCUUCACCAUCGUGGUCGCGCACUGCGAAGAUCGCUGAGCAAUUUAUCGGGUCGAAAAUUCUCGUCAUCCAAGAGAGGAAAUAGUCAUGGUUCUGACCAUCGCUCCAUAUCUCCAACAGAUUUCGAGGAUAUGCCUUCGUUGUCACCUUCCUCCAAACAGUACCGUGACUACGAGCCGAAUCUUCGGAAAUACGACAAGUACGCAAGAGUAGUUGAAGGUUGUCCAUCCUGCAAAACGUUAUUUGCCAAUACGUUAAAGAAGCACUUCACUGCCCUUCGUUAUCAUAUCCUUCACCUGGACCAUCCUAAAGUCUGGGAGGCUGCGGAAGAGAUCAUUCCAAAACUCUCACCUUUAUGCAGAUCGUGUCGUGGUAUUUCCUACGAAUUUAUUUUCAGAGUGCUCAGGCAAGCCAUGAAAGGCUACCUUCCACAAGGUGGCAUCCCUUGGGUGACGGAUCUCUUUGAGAAGCUUUUGCAAUUCUGUGUGGAAGAUGACCUCUACGAAUGCAGCUACAUUGCGUUCGACGUCGUCAACAAUCUUACCAAUUUGUAUCUUGACCAAGGGUUACUUUACGAAAUGGAGCAGAAGCUACUUUUAUUCGGCACCAGCAUCGAGACAGAGGGAUUCUCAGACCUAGCAUGGUUCUGCAAUCAUCUUAUGCUUGCUAGAAUCUAUACUCUCCAGGAACGUCAUCACGACGCUCUUAGAGAGUAUGGGAAGUUAUCGACGUCUGGCAUAGAAGUUUAUGGCGUCCACUCUUGUUUCAUGCACAUGAUGGUUUUUUGCUGUGCGGACGCAAGCGAGAAGCUCCAUGACUAUAAGACUAGUACAGACCUCUAUCGGAGGCUACUCAUGGAGUCGGAUCCCACUGACUAUAUCAUACGAAAUAGGACUCCUUUGGCUCUUCUCGGGUUGUCAAAUAAUUGUCGAUAUACUCAGUCAAAUCAAGACUGCAAGAAGUAUGCAUAUAAAGUUGCUGAGGUCUUACGGCGUGAGAACGAGCCAUCCACAUCUCAGUCCUGGUGGAUGCUACGUGAUCAGACGUGGUGUCACUUGAAUCUAGCGGUAACAUUUGACAGAGAGAACAAUUUUGAGCAGGCUGAGAGUUAUUUCUCCCAAGUGGUUUCUGGAUAUGAAAAAUUGGAGAGGCAAGGGUAUUCAUAUGGUGCGUUGGCGAUCAAGCUGGACCUGCAGAGACAUUAUUUCGGCAGACCUCGCAGAAUUGAUGUGUUCGAGGCCGCGAUGCCUUCCAGUCAUGAUCUUCGAUUUUCUGAUGCUGAUUCUCAUCACCCAUCCACUUUACAGAGUAUUCUCGUCAGGGUUAUCCAGGAGGCGGACGGUCUUUCCAGAUUUCAAAACUACCAACGAGCUGAGCAUCUCUUCAAUGAGGCAAGGGGCUUGCUCAACUUUUGCAAGCCACGUCUGAAAAUCUUCUUUGCUAUUCAGACGGCCCAGCACCAUCGCCGCAAAGAAGAAUGGAAGCAUGUCCGUCGCUGUCUGGACCAAGCAGUCAUACUUUCAGAGGAGAUAUACGGUCCCACAGACGUCUGCACGGCCGCGUUCAAAGGCAAGCUUGCAGCAUUCAGUGAAGAGAUGGAAAAGGAAGGCCUUUCGAUCGUUGCGAGCUCGAAGUCAAUGUCACUCCUCACCAUCUCGUCGAUGAGCAGCAACAGCACAGGGUCUGACGAGUUUGACGAGUUGGAGUUUCUGGAGGAUGGGAUGGUCUGGGGCCAGCCUCCAGCGUCGUUGUUGAGGUUUGCGUAA